AUUCCUCGCCGUCUGUGGUUGGUAGUGGCGUUCACGACGUUUUGCGACAUACCGUGCGUGGACGCUCAACUCUCCCGGGUGAGAUACCGGCUGAGCGGCGCAGUUGCACAGAAAUAUCAAAGAAAGCGACUGAUAGUCCGAUAACACUCUGCACUUUUUGUCAGAUCAGAAGCACACGUGGUUCAUACGCCGUCUCUGCUCGCGGUAAAUGUGGACUCUUUCGCUGAGCGGAAAAGCGACGCGAGGGAAGGCAACUAAUUGUCUAAACGGGGCUUGAAGUAAGUUGCCUCCCCAGCGGCGCAUUAAAGGGAAGCCACAGCCCGGAUCCCCAGAAUAACGGUGAAAAUGGACUAUGAUUUCAAAGUGAAGCUCACAGGGGAAAGAGAACGAGUCGAGGAUCUCUUUGAGUACGAGGGAUGUAAAGUUGGACGGGGGACAUAUGGCCAUGUGUACAAAGCAAAGAGGAAAGAUGGGAAGGAUGACAAAGAUUAUGCUCUGAAGCAGAUUGAAGGCACAGGGAUCUCUAUGUCCGCCUGCAGAGAGAUAGCACUGCUGCGUGAACUGAAGCACCCCAAUGUGAUCUCACUGCAGAAGGUUUUCCUGUCACAUGCAGACCGCAAAGUGUGGCUUCUCUUUGACUACGCUGAACAUGACCUCUGGCACAUCAUUAAGUUCCACAGGGCCUCCAAGGCCAAUAAGAAGCCUCUUCAGCUUCCGCGUGGGAUGGUAAAGUCUUUGCUCUACCAGAUCCUGGACGGCAUCCACUAUUUGCACGCCAACUGGGUCCUGCACAGAGACCUGAAACCUGCCAAUAUAUUGGUAAUGGGAGAAGGUCCUGAAAGAGGACGUGUGAAGAUAGCUGAUAUGGGUUUUGCACGGCUCUUCAACUCACCACUGAAGCCUUUAGCAGAUCUGGAUCCUGUAGUUGUUACGUUCUGGUACAGAGCACCAGAGCUGCUGCUGGGAGCCAGGCAUUACACCAAAGCCAUCGAUAUAUGGGCGAUUGGCUGUAUCUUUGCUGAGCUUUUGACCUCAGAGCCUAUCUUCCACUGUCGACAGGAGGACAUUAAGACCAGUAAUCCCUACCAUCAUGAUCAGCUAGACCGGAUCUUUAAUGUCAUGGGCUUUCCUGCAGAUAAAGACUGGGAGGACAUUAAGAAGAUGCCGGAACACUCUACGUUGAUGAAAGACUUUAGGAGGAAUACGUACACUAACUGCAGCCUUAUAAAGUAUAUGGAGAAACAUAAAGUCAAACCUGACAGCAAAGCAUUCCACUUGCUGCAAAAGCUGCUUACUAUGGACCCAAUCCGCCGAAUCACAUCUGAGCAGGCCAUGCAAGACCCGUACUUCCUGGAGGAGCCUUUACCCACGUCUGAUGUCUUCGCUGGCUGCCAGAUUCCUUAUCCCAAACGAGAAUUCCUGACGGAAGAGGAGCCUGAAGACAAGGCAGAUAAAGUAAGAAAUAAAAACCAGCAGCAGCAGCAGCAGGGGAACAACCACACCAAUGGGGCGGGGCACACAGGUAACCCUGACAACAGCCAUGCACAAGGCCCGCCUCUGAAGAAGGUGAGAGUGGUUCCGCCCACUACUACCUCAAGUGGCCUGAUCAUGACCUCAGAUUACCAGCGCUCCAAUCCACAUGCUGCCUACCAGAACCCAGGACCAAGCACAUCAUUGCCCCAAAGCAGCAUGGGAUACUCCUCUACCUCCCAGCAGCCUCCACAGUACUCACACCAGACCCACCGCUACUGAGUCAGGCCACGCCCACCUCUCACAGUGCCCAAUAGGGAGAAUGUACUUAGGGAGGCGGGUGUGGACCUGAGCCGAACCGCCCCACCCACUGGCUUUACUGUGCAGCAUUUCCACCGCAGGAACAGUAACUGUAACCUAACAACACAUCACCGUAUCAUACAGCCGACAUUAUCCUCCGCUGACAAAAGGAGAAAGAAAAAAAAGAAAGAAAUAGACUCUAAGUGAAAACAAAUGAAAAAAGGUGAUGAAAAGCGGAUAUUUGUUCCAUUGGUGAUAGUUCAAGUCUUCGCUGCAAGUCUGUGAUACUUCAC
Molecule: messenger RNA, 2063 nt
Organism: Sinocyclocheilus rhinocerous
Lineage: Eukaryota; Metazoa; Chordata; Actinopteri; Cypriniformes; Cyprinidae
Product: cyclin-dependent kinase 8
Exons: 13
Coding region: 346-1752 (468 amino acids)
Biological process (GO): protein phosphorylation
Cellular component (GO): nucleus
Molecular function (GO): ATP binding; protein serine/threonine kinase activity
Source: RefSeq, a predicted model, not a curated record